GCGCGCCCCCCGCCCUGGGCCCGCCACCGCGCCCCGCCGCGCGCCGGGGGCUCCUUUCCCGGGCGCCCCUGGGCGCCCUCCGGCUCCAGUUUCCGCCCGCUCCUUGGAAUAACCCCUGAGGCUCCAGUCGUCGCCGCAAAGUUUCCCGAGGAGACCCGCCUCCCCGGCCGCUGCGCAGGUGAGGAGGCAGGGAGUGGGUGAGGAGGACUCCCUGGUGGACAUCUGAGAAGGGGCUGAAAGCAGGAAUAACCCGUCCCCGCACCUCCCAAGCAAGGAAACCUUUCUACAAACAGGAGCGGCCAAGCAGGACUGAGUGGCCCCCCGGCCCCCAACCAAACCUCUUCCCAGAGAGGGGGCAUGUGAGGCCUGACAGCUCAGUGGCGCAUAUGAGCAGCUGCAGCCCCGCGGUGAACAUCUGAACUCCUCAGCGGGGUAACGGACCCCCUCCUCCCCCCCGGAGACACAGCCUGAGUGGCAGCAACACCGAUCCUUUGGAGAGUGGCUCCCUCUCAGCUCUGUCACGCAAGAACGCUCUCUGCACCACAGCCCAUUCUGCCAAGUGACUUAAAGGGAUUAAAAAAAAAAAACUUGGUUAAGAAAAAGGGGUAAAAGCCACGCAGAAGCCUUUCAGAAGAGGUGGCGGCCAACAGACAAAAGGGCGAAAGUUGAAAGGGGGCAGCGAGGCCACCCUCCCUGGGACGGGCGCCGGGCCCUAGGGCAUGCCUGGGGAGCAGGGGCCCGGAACACCCUCAGGCCGCGCACGGGAGCCCCGGGACUGCGGGGGGCGCCCCCGCAGGCCCCUCACUCGAGCCCCUCACUCCAGGAGGAGAAGCCGGCAGUGUCCGCGGCCUGGGGUGUAACGAGACGCCGCUCCCGACCCGCGGCCACAUCUGAAUGUGAGGAGCCCGGCAGAGCGAAGCUCCUCCCUGAGCCCCGGGCGCCCCCCCAGUGCCACCCAACACCCCAGGUCUGUGAUCCGCACCCUGGGUGCCAAGGCUGGUGAGCUAGGAUGUAAGCGUGGCCCAGGCCCACCUUGACGGAAACGCAGCAUCCAGGGCGGCGGGCUCCCAGGCUGCAGCAAAGGAGGUCGGUGGGGGGGGGCCCAGCUCCGCCAGCCGUCCACCAUGGUGGUGGCACACCCCACCGCCGCCGCCACCGCCACCGUCACGGCCACCGUCGUGAUGACCACAGCCACCAUGGACCUGCGGGACUGGCUUUUCCUCUGCUACGGGCUCAUCGCCUUCCUGACGGAGGUCAUCGACAGCACCACGUGCCCCUCCGUGUGCCGCUGCGACAACGGCUUCAUCUACUGCAACGACCGGGGGCUCACGUCCAUCCCCGCCGACAUCCCUGACGACGCCACCACCCUCUACCUGCAGAACAACCAGAUCAACAACGCCGGCAUCCCCCAGGACCUCAAGACCAAGGUCAACGUGCAGGUCAUCUACCUGUACGAGAACGACCUGGACGAGUUCCCCGUCAACCUGCCCCGCUCCCUGCGGGAGCUGCACCUACAGGACAACAACGUGCGCACCAUCGCCCGGGACUCGCUGGCCCGCAUCCCGCUGCUGGAGAAGCUGCACCUGGACGACAACUCCGUGUCCACCGUCAGCAUCGAGGAGGACGCCUUCGCCGACAGCAAGCAGCUCAAGCUGCUCUUCCUGAGCAGGAACCACCUCAGCAGCAUUCCCUCGGGGCUGCCCCGCACACUGGAGGAGCUGCGGCUGGACGACAACCGCAUCUCCACCAUCCCGCUGCACGCCUUCAAGGGCCUCAGCAGCCUGCGGCGCCUGGUGUUGGACGGCAACCUGCUGGCCAACCAGCGCAUCGCCGACGACACCUUCAGCCGCCUGCAGAACCUGACCGAGCUCUCGCUGGUGCGCAACUCGCUGGCUGCCCCGCCCCUCAACCUGCCCAGCGCCCGCCUGCAGAAGCUCUACCUGCAGGACAACGCCAUCAGCCACGUGCCCUACAACACGCUGGCCAAGAUGCGCGAGCUGGAGCGCCUGGACCUGUCCAACAACAACCUGACCACGCUGCCCCGUGGCCUGUUCGACGACCUGGAGAACCUAGCCCAGUUGCUGCUCCGGAACAACCCUUGGUUCUGUGGCUGCAACCUCCUUUGGCUGCGGGACUGGGUGAAGGCGCGGGCGGCCGUGGUCAACGUGCGCGGUCUCAUGUGCCAGGGCCCCGAGAAGGUCCGGGGCAUGGCCAUCAAGGACAUCACCAGCGAGAUGGACGAGUGCUUCGAGGCGGGAGCUCAGGGUGGCGCGGUCAACGCCGCCGCCAAGACCACGCAUGCCAGUGACCACGCCUCUGUCACCACGCCCCAGGGCUCUCUCUUCACCCUCAAGGCCAAGAGGCCGGGGCUGCGCCUCCCUGACUCCAGCCUCGACUACCCCAUGGCCACGGGCGAUAGCGCCAAGACCCUGGCCAUCCACGUGAAGCCCCUGACGGCAGACUCCAUCCGCAUCACAUGGAAGGCCACGCUGCCUGCCUCCUCCUUCCGGCUCAGCUGGCUGCGCCUGGGCCACAGCCCGGCCGUGGGCUCCAUCACGGAGACCCUGGUGCAGGGCGACAAGACGGAGUACCUGCUGACGGCCCUGGAGCCCAAGUCCACCUACAUCAUCUGCAUGGUCACCAUGGAGACCAGCAACGCCUAUGUGGCCGACGAGACGCCUGUGUGCGCCAAGGCAGAGACGGCCGACAGCUCCGGCCCCACCACCACCCUCAACCAGGAGCAGAACGCCGACCCCAUGGCGGGCCUGCCCCUGGCGGGCAUCAUCGGUGGCGCCGUGGCCCUCGUCUUCCUCUUCCUGGUCCUCGGGGCCAUCUGCUGGUAUGUGAACCGGGCCAGCGAGCUGCUGACCCGGGAGCGGGCCUACAACAGGGGCAGCCGGAAAAAGGACGACUAUCUGGAGUCGGGGACCAAGAAGGAUAACUCCAUCUUGGAGAUCCGCGGCCCCGGGCUGCAGAUGCUGCCCAUCAACCCUUACCGCGCCAAAGAGGAGUACGUGGUCCACACCAUCUUCCCCUCCAACGGCAGCAGUCUCUGCAAGGGCACACACACCAUCGGCUACGGCACCACACGGGGCUAUCGCGACGGGGGCAUCCCCGACAUAGACUACUCCUACACCUGAGGCAGCGCCCCUCCCCUGCCUCCCGGCGCUGCCACCGCGGGGGGCUGUGACCAGCUGGCUGCCAUCCGACGGGAACGAGGCAAAGAAACUCCACGCUGACUUUCCCGGCGGAAAGCAGAGUUUGGGGAGGGUUGACAGUUUUGUAGGACACAACAGUGGGGGAAAAAAAAAUUUUUUUUUUUUAAAGAAUAGAAGGCAGGAGGGAGGUUUGACGUUGCUGAAGACAUAAUUUAUACCAAAUUAUGCCAGGUGGGGAGGGAAAGACUAAAAAUAAUAUGGCAGGAAGGGUUGGGUCGGGGCUUUUUUUUUUUUCCCCUGAGCUGGGAAGAGACUACCUGUGCGUCUCACGCUCCGCGCAGGGCCAUCACAGAGGAGCCGUUUCAGAAGCCGCCAGGCACGAAGCCCUUCACACAGCCCUCGCGGCCGGCUGCUCACUGGAGACGACAUGAUGGAAGGUUUUCGGGCUUCUCACAAAGGAGAGGGGAAGAAAAGGAUAUUUUGCUGUGGAGAUAUUGUCCCGAAAUCUCUUCCCUGGCUCCUUCCAUGCCAUUUUCCCUUACAGAUGGGCAGAAAAGAGUGCGUCUUUCACGGCACUCUUUGGACCACGGUGUAGUCGAUUAAAAAGCAAACUUCCUUUUUCCUAUACUGGAGCCCUCCUCAGUUCCAUGCAGCAUAGGAUCGCGGGAGCGCCAUGGAAGCUGUGGCUCUCCCCAGCCACCUGGAGGUGCGUCUCUCGACCCGUCUAUCUUGAUGGGGUGUCUCUAUAUACAGAUGGGUAGACAGAGCCACGUAUUCAGUCCUUACAGUUCUGCUUGGGUCAGUUCGUGCAAUGUCCUGAGACAAUAGAGUCGCGAAGAUGUUGCUUUCUCCUAGAAACCACUGAGCAGGUGUGAACAGGGACAAGAAGGAGAAGAGUAAACUAAGGAAGCCCAGCGCGUAUGCCCUGCUGAGCAAAUGUUUUUAAGAGCCACCAACUGCAAUCUCCCCUCCCGAUGUUCAAAGGUUACCGCAUCUCGUGAGGUAUGGUGUGAUAAAGCACUGGUGGGGUUGGCGGAUGGCCGGGGGACUCAGCAGAAUCCCUCCCCCACAGCCUGGGGAGGAAGAGAGCAGGGAGUGGUCCUUGGGCAGAGCCUGGUGAACGGAGCGGGUCCCUCUGCCGCAGAAGGCGGAUGCCUGGCCAGCCCAAGGCCCGGGGAAGGCAAGGCUGCGACCAAGGUCCCUUCUGCCACCCGAGAGACCCCGGCCGGGGCACCCCUGCUUCCCUUGAGCCCCUGCACUUGCCCCCCUGCAGAAUCAGCCCCUGGCCACCCCAUCUUCUCCAUUUCCCUCUGAAGGGCAGAGUAGUCUCGGGGGUCUGAGUGGUGGGGCUGCUCCCUCUGCUGCCUGCUGCCAUCUGACUCCUGGCUGGCUGACUCGGCCUGGCCCCGGGGCCCACCUGCCCCCCUCCCAGCGUCACCACUGGAUACGCAAACACCCACCACGACGACAACACAAACCAAAGUGCACUGCAAACCGCCCUUGGGCCUCCUUCCUGUAGGUGCCUUGAAACUUCAAUGUUGAGAUGAAUGUGAUGAACUUAUUUGAUCCUAUUUUCUGUUUGUCUCUUUUCAUAUAAAAUGUCCAAGUCCACUUUCCUUGUCCUUUUCUUGAAAUAAAUAGAAAGAUUUAACUUU
Molecule: messenger RNA, 4813 nt
Organism: Cervus elaphus (red deer)
Lineage: Eukaryota; Metazoa; Chordata; Mammalia; Artiodactyla; Cervidae
Gene: FLRT1
Product: fibronectin leucine rich transmembrane protein 1
Exons: 4
Coding region: 1125-3140 (671 amino acids)
Molecular function (GO): protein binding
Source: RefSeq, a predicted model, not a curated record